AAAUAAUAUAGCCUCAAAUGCCAAGACAAGGUAGAACUCCAGUUACAGCGCCUGAUAAAGGAGCUUUCCCUCUUGAUCACUUCCAUGAGUGCCAGAGCUUCUCAAAGCUGUAUAAUGACUGCCUUAUGAAGCAUCAGCUGAUGCCAAAGCGAUGUCAGAAGUUUCAGAUGGACUAUCUUGAAUGCAGAAUGAAAAAUAAUCUUAUGGAGCAAGAGUCGUUCGACAAACUUGGUUUCAACGAAACUACUUCAUGGAACACAGAGGAAGAAAUGAAGAGAGACUUGUUCACAAAGCUAGUAGAGAUCCACAAGAUGGCAGAUCGUAACAUUUACAGAAUGCAAGGGUAUGACCAUGUUGAUAAUAAUAUUUACAAUGUGUAA
Messenger RNA from Moneuplotes crassus, 380 nucleotides. The record is from the annotation of a GenBank genome assembly. Lineage: Eukaryota; Ciliophora; Spirotrichea; Euplotida; Euplotidae.